AUAUAUCAAAACGGACGGCGUCUCUCUCUCUCUCUCUCUGAGAAGGAGCUAAAACGAUGGCUGCAAAAUCAUUAAGGCGAUGUUGAACAUUUGAGGACUAAGAAAGAAACAGAAGACCAGACCGAGGUUCCUGAAGGGUGCAUCCAGACAGAAGAACACCUCAAUAUGUUGAAGUGACCAUGAAAGAUUCAGACCAAACCAAGGACAGUCCUCCAAAAUGGGAUUGGUCCCUCACGCCUACCACUCUACCACACCUCUGCCUUAACACUUUAGACUUCUCGGACCUCUGGGAUGAAGAAGAAGUGGACAGCACCGAAGAAGAAGAAACCAACUCGACAGAUGAAAGGUUUUGUGGUGUCUUAGCACCUCCACCACCUCCUCCUCCUCCUCUUGAUGUCAAACUCUUCUUGGCUUCCCCAAAGGGUGCUGCCAAUAAAUGUGCCACCCUGAAGCUUCACUGGAGGGCCCUGCAGAGUUUGACCCCGCUUCCUAGGAGGACUCGUUUUGGGACUCAAACCAUUUGGGCCGGGCUGGAGUCAGUCCAGUUGGAUACACAAUGGCUGGAGUUACUCUUUGAAUGCAAAAGCAAGAGCACCUGCUUGAGUGUCGCUUGUGGACAGCGGAAACAAGCGACAGUGUCAGUGCUGGGGAUGAAGAGGAGUAACAACAUUACCAUCACGCUGAGCCGCCUGCCACCCCCACAUCUCCUCCCUCCUGCUAUAUACAGCAUGGACAGCAGUGUGCUGGACCGAGAGGAUAUUCAGCGGCUUCAAACUCUCAUCCCAACCGAGGAAGAACUCUGUCUGAUCAAGGAGGCUAAAAGACAAAACCCAAACUGUCCUCUAGCCCCAGCCGAGCUCUGCCUUCAAGCUUUAGGGGAGAUCCCUCAUCUGAUCUCCAGGCUUCAGCUAUGGGCUUUCGUGUUGGAUUAUGACUCUUUGGAGCAAGAGAUCGCUGAACCACUCUUCCAUCUGAAGCUCGCCAUGGAGCAGCUGGUAGCUAGCGAGACCUUCAGACACAUUCUAGCAACGGUGUUAGCCAUUGGUAACUUCCUCAACGGAUGUAAGGCUCGUGGUUUUGAGUUGAGUUACCUGGGCAAGCUCUCCCAGGUGAGGGACACACAUUCCCGCCAGCCUCUGCUGCAUCAUGUCUGCGUGCUCCUGCUGCAACUCUACCCACAGUCUUCGGAUCUGUACUCGGACCUGACAGCAGUUAGCAAAGCUGGAAAGUGUGACUACUCCCUGGUUCAAGCCAACCUAGACCACCUCGGGGACCUAUGCAAGGCAUCAUGGGAGCAGGUGAAGAUGCUGGAUAAAGCGAAGAAAUGCAACCCAGCAAAGGGGGAGAAGAGGCGACUAUUAAAAGGAGGUGGUGAUAGCUUGGGACCAGACAGUGUGCUCUGUCACAGGCUUCCACAUAUCCUGAGGGAGAUUGAUGACAGGAUGAAGGUUCUGAGAGCAGUCCACAGGAGGGUUGUCAACAGGUUUCAUUCAUUCCUCUUGUUCCUGGGCUACUCCAAAACGAUGGCACGAGAAACCAGAGCUGAGGACUUCUGUAAAACCAUAAGCAACUUUUCUCUCGAGUUCCGGGCUGCUCGGCAAGCCAUUCUGCAUCAGAGAGAGUGUGCAGCUGCAAGUCCAGGUCCAAACGCUUCUGCAAGAAAAGGAAAACCGCCUCAAACACAUGAAAGUGAGCAACACUGCAGGCUUGAGGCGGUGCUGAGAACACCUGAAUCCACCUCCAGGCUGGAUGUGACGCUGCCUCGACACCGCAGGAGGAUGCUAAAUGUCAAAGGUCCACUCUCAACUAAAUUGAAGCGGUGACCAUGGUGAUGGAAAACUAUUGAGGACAACAAAAUACACUCUUCCAUAAGAGCUAACUUAACAUAAAAACUUGAGGGAAUUGAAAAACAUAUCUUACUUGAAAGAAAAUUGGCAAAUUCUUUUCAUGGUUGUUUUCGUCACGUUAAACAUUUGAGCAUAUUCAAAACAAACAAUAGCUAGCUAUCUUAUUAAAACGACAUGUAUUAAAAUUAAUUCGUCUUCCGGGUUCCUGAGUUUUGCGACAGACUAGCAAAUGUCUCAUAAUCAUAAUUGACCAAUGGGUCAACGGUAUUUAGUUUAGUUGAUUUGAUUAGCCAAUCAGAGGAAUGUACAUAGAAGGUGGGCGUAACUUAGCUGCUUCUCACUUCCGUAUUGACGCCUUUUGGAGUGUUUGAGUGUGUCCCAUUGCUAAUCUUGGCAUUAUUUACUCAUUUUUCAUGUUCACGUCAUGGUUCGUGUGUUUUUGGAGCAUUCCAACGUAAGAUUUAUUCCAUUUUGUUUUUUUGUGGCACUUGUAAAACGUGACUAUUUUGUCUUGUAAUGUUUACCCAGGCUAACUUUUUUUUAGUUUGUUGUUAUUGUAGAUAAAUCUACAUGUAGAUAUUUGAACAACUCUAUUGCUUUAUAUAAAAUGUGGUUUGGUGCGAACAAAACACGAAUAAACAAUCGAACAUCCACUUGAGUUCAUUAACGUACUUGCAAAAGUGCCUCUCCGAGCCAGCAGGUGGCAGUGCAACACCUGGUUAAUUUAUCUUCCAUAAAGUCGAAAUUUAAAACCCCUCAAUAAAACUUGAACAUGUGACAGAAUCAACAAAUUAAUCAUUCAGUCAUAGGUUUGUUGCCCUUAAUACUAAAAUAUUAAUUUUAAAACUGUUAGCAUGAAUUAGAACUGACUCAGUAACCUAAAUUCCCACAUAUACGCUUCAAAACUCUUGCAUUAAGUCUUUUCAGGUGUAAUGGCCUUGUGUCCUGAUGCUUUUGUGCACUUGAAUAAUUGUUAAUAUGGUACACACACUAAAAUCUUAUUGUUGUACCCUGCAUAUGGCAAAGAGUCACAUUUGUUUUAUUUUUUUAGAUAAAACCUGAUAUGUUUUUGAGAGGUUUCUGUGUGUCUGCCCUGCGACUUGCCCUGUAGCUGGUGUGCAUUUAAAUGAGGAGUCUUCCAUGAGCUCAGUGGGCCAAAAUGAGAGAGAGAAAAAUGCAUGAGAGCAGGAGGAGGAGGAAAGGCACACUUCAGGUCACCAUUGCAGGAGGGGGGAGUUUUCCCUCCCUUCAUUUUUCCCUUGUGCCACAACUUCCUCCUCGUCCUCCUUGUUUGGCGAUAGUAGAAUAAACAGAUAAUAAUAGCAAUAAAUAGGCAGUCCAAUGUGUCCACAGUUAUUCCACCGAGGGCUGCAUCCAGAAAAGUUGAUAUAGUGAUACAUUGCAAUACCUUAAUCCAGCGUGGGUCAAGAUAUGAUAGUGAUGGUUUUGUUUCACUUGAUUUAAUUACUAAAAGUUUGCUAACUUCUUGUGUUUAACAUGUUCCAAUGCAGUGAUGUACGAUGAGGUUCAUGGCACUGACCCCUUUGGAGGGUUGCUGUA
Messenger RNA from Doryrhamphus excisus (bluestripe pipefish), 3407 nucleotides. RefSeq names its product FH1/FH2 domain-containing protein 1. Gene Ontology annotation, biological process: cortical actin cytoskeleton organization. Gene Ontology annotation, molecular function: actin filament binding. The record is from RefSeq and is a predicted model, not a curated record. Gene Ontology annotation, cellular component: cytoskeleton; cytoplasm. Lineage: Eukaryota; Metazoa; Chordata; Actinopteri; Syngnathiformes; Syngnathidae.